Ficedula albicollis (Collared flycatcher) is the source of this 1224-nucleotide messenger RNA. RefSeq names its product stabilizer of axonemal microtubules 1 (gene SAXO1). The record is from RefSeq and is a predicted model, not a curated record. Gene Ontology annotation, molecular function: zinc ion binding; microtubule binding; RNA stem-loop binding. NCBI's taxonomy places the organism in Eukaryota, Metazoa, Chordata, Aves, Passeriformes, Muscicapidae.
AUGCAUGCGAGGUUACACACCGAUUUGCCAGGCGAAAUCACAGAAGGGAAUCGUAAAGCAGACUCCCUUGCUGCCCCAGCUGAGAAAGCACACGUCCCUGACAUCUUCCAACAGGCAAAGCUGAGCCACCAGCAAUACCAUCAAAAUGUGCCAGGUCUGAUCCAUCAGUUCCAGCUUACACAGAGUCAGGCUCGAGCCAUUGUGGCCACCUGUCCCAGCUGCCAGCUCCAGGCCAUCGCUGGGAGAGAUUAUAUAGCUCAUAAAGUGUUGCCACAGAAACGUAAACCAUCUGAAAAGCAUGUCAAGAGACAUGAGAGUAUGGAUUUGACCUCCACUUACCGAUAUAAUUCCUACACUAUGUCUUGAGUAUCUCCAUGCGUCUCCUGGAGGAUGAGGAGACAUAUCCCCAGAACCACGAUGUAUAUUAGAACCACUUACAAAGAGAAAUUUUACCACAAAACAAUUGUCCAGAACAACCAUUUCUACAGGGGACUGAUUGCCACUCAAAGCUGAAAUCUGGCCCAGAAAAGCAAGGCUCCCUUUGAGUACAUAACCAAUUACAGAGUGAAUUAUGUGCCACCUCCUCUUCUGAACCAUUAUGCCCAUAAAAUUCAGAAAUACAAGGACAAUUAUGUUUCAUUUGAUGGCCUCACUACACACAACAAAGCUUUGCCCUGUCUUCCUUUCUCCACUACAACUGAAUUUCAGAAAAAACACAAAGCUUGACUACAGCCUCCUGUAUUCAUCAGAAAACCUGAUGCAUAUCUUCCUCCUCUGAAGAAAAAGGACAUUCACACCACUACUUGGAGAAAUUGGAAGCACCCAAAUGAAAAGCCAGCCAAGAUGUAUCAAGCUUUGGCCCAGCUAAAUAAAAUUACUGAACCAUUUAAUAGCACUUCUGUAGUGAAGGAAGACUGUAAGCCUUGGCUAUAAAAUAGACUAUAACCUAUCACUCAUGCUCCGACCUUCCCAGCAAAACCAGUAGAUUUCUUGACUACAUUUUGGGCCCAUCAUGGGCCUCAUUCACUCACAGUUAUGUAAACCUAUAAACCUGUCUGGUCAGGCCAAAAGAAUGCCACUCUCCUAGAUGCUAAAACAACCUACACUGCCAGUUACACACCAAAGGGCAUUGCUAGAUGCCUGGCUCCUUACACAGACCCACCCAGUUACACCUUUGAGAAAACUGAUGCUGACAGCUUGAUUUUGUUUAUAACCUUCUUUUAA